AUGGCGACGCCCGUGUUCCAACGAGGAUUUUUGUGGAGCAGGACGGGGAGGAAGGUCUGGGCUGCGGCAGGCAAAAAAUCUAUUUUGUCAGCAGCUUAUGUGGAUAGUUCAAAAUGGGAACAGAGAGAAAAAGAUAAGCAGAAUCUGGCUGAAUUAGCCACUUUGAUGGACAAAACCUAUGAAAGAAAGUUUCCUGUCAGCUCCUUAACUAUAUCCCGGUUUAUUGAUAACAUUUCUUCACGGGAGCAAGUGGAUCAAGCUGAGUAUUAUCUUUACAAGUUUCGUCACAGUCCUAAUUGCUUUUACUUGAGAGACUGGAGCAUCCACUCCUGGAUCAGGCAGUGCCUUAAAUUCAGUGCACAGGACAAAGCCUUGUACACAAUACAAAAUAAGGUGCAAUAUGGAAUUUUUCCAGAUAAUUUUACCUUCAAUUUACUGUUAGAUUGUUUUAUAAAGGAUGGGAAUUAUAAAGACGCUAUGGCUGUGGUUACUGAGAUAAUGAUACAAGAAAGUUUCGAUGAAGUGUCUACACAACUUCUCGCACUAUAUAUCAUGUACAACUAUUUGAAAACCAAACCAGAACUUACGUGGGAAGAAGAGAGAGAUCUUGGAGCAUCCCUGUUGUUAUCAGGACUGAAGCAGACCAACACAGUUGGCUUCAGCUCUCAGUUGUACGGUUAUGCACUUCUCGGAAAAGUGGAGCUGUGCAAGGGAAUACGAGCUGUAUACCACCAAAUGCCACUCAUGUGGACCCCAGAUUAUCUGAACAGAGCCUUGCAAGUGAUGGAGAGCGUGGCGUUACUUCCUGAGGAUGUAAAGCUCUGUAAGGAAGCUACUGAUGUUCUGGCAGCCAUUUUACAGCCUGUAGUGGAGACAUCUGAAGAACAAACAAAGACGUUAGCGGAAACACCAAAGCAAGCACAGUCGGAAGAAACAGAGAAGCUUCGACUGCCUGAGUACCUCAGUCGAUUCAAGGAUCUGCACGCUAAACUGCAGUCGCUUGGCAAGCUGGUCUCUGAAAACUUGUUGACAUUGACCACACAACUUGUUGAGAAAAAGCAGCCCGGAUUUGAAGAGGAAGACCUUGCAAAAUAUGAGCAGAAGCUGAACGAGUGGGAGCAGGAGCGAGCGCUUCUCAUGGAAAGGGAGAGAGAAAUGAGAGAAAAGGCCCGGCAGGAGCUCGAAGCCCGGAAAGCAGCAAACGCCUCCCUUUAACAUUACCUGUUGGAUAGACUUCUGUUAAUGCUUCCCUUUCUCCCAGCUGUAAAAUGAAGAAUGUGCUAUUAUGAAGGCUGCCGAGUAGCCCUGUUGGGAUAUGGCCAUGACUAUCUUGCAGAUUAAAUAUGUCUGG
This is a messenger RNA of Eublepharis macularius, 1351 nucleotides long. It is a transcript of the gene MRPS27, whose product is annotated as mitochondrial ribosomal protein S27. Gene Ontology annotation, molecular function: protein binding. The record is from RefSeq and is a predicted model, not a curated record. Lineage: Eukaryota; Metazoa; Chordata; Lepidosauria; Squamata; Eublepharidae. The transcript is spliced from 11 exons. The coding region runs from base 1 to 1215 and encodes 404 amino acids. Gene Ontology annotation, cellular component: mitochondrion.